This is a messenger RNA of Hirundo rustica (Barn swallow), 2155 nucleotides long. RefSeq names its product transmembrane protein 70 (gene TMEM70). Bases 1 to 804 code for a protein of 267 amino acids. Gene Ontology annotation, biological process: mitochondrial proton-transporting ATP synthase complex assembly. NCBI's taxonomy places the organism in Eukaryota, Metazoa, Chordata, Aves, Passeriformes, Hirundinidae. The record is from RefSeq and is a predicted model, not a curated record. Gene Ontology annotation, cellular component: mitochondrial membrane. The transcript has 3 exons.
AUGGCUGCGGGGCGCCGCGCAGCCCGCCUGCCGCCACCGGGCCGCUCUGGCCGCUGCCGCCGCCAGGCCCCAACAGGUUCAGUGUGGGGGCUGUGGGGACUGUGUGGGAGCGGGGGGAGCGUUCCCUCUCCCCGGGAAAGGGCGCCCGCCCUGGCAUUCGCGGUUUUGCCGUUAGGGGAUUUUGGUGAGGAAAGCGAGGUGCUCCUGGGGGCGUACCUCCUCUUUUACGCUCAGGUUACAUCUUUUCAAGGAGUGGCUGUUCGCAGCCUCAGCACAUCCUCCCCUCACGAUCACCCAGAACAUGGAAGAUUAGUUUACAAAGGAAAUUUGGCAAAGGCAGUGUUGGGUGUGAAGUUCUUCUCUUACUCCACCAGCGUAUUCAACCUGUUCAUGAUGCCCUACAUCAUGCUCAAAAGUGGUAUUGGAGUGGAAAGUCUGCUUGUCCAAGCUGCCUUUUAUGGGUUGAUCGGGAUUUUUACGUUUGUAACUCCGGUUACUUUGCAUAUCCUUACGAAAGGUUACGUGAUCCGGCUCUAUUACAAAGAUGAAGCGGACACCUACACAGCCAUUACCUACAAUGCCAUCUUGGCAGAAAAAGUGACUGUUUUCCAUCAGAAAGAUGUAAAGAUUCCAGACAUCACCAAGAUGUUUACAACAUUUUACGCUAAAACGAAGUCAAUGCUUGUUAAUCCUACGCUUUUCCCAAAUCCUCAGGAUUAUAACCAUCUCAUGGGCUAUGACAAAUCCUCAUUUUUUAAAUUUGAGGAUUUAGAGGAGGUUAAGGAAGCUGAUGAAAGAAAAUAAUUUGAAGAUGUCAGCGUCAUUGUCUAUAAUGCAGUACCUAUAUACGUGAAAGAAUGUAAAAAUCUAUUACACUUGCUUAAGUAUCAGGUAGCUGGAGUUUUCUGUAUGCAUUUUGGAAUGUAUAAAAAGAGACACUUUUUUAAAAAUAUUGCAAACAGUGUGAGGAUUUCUUUAGAGUUAAUGAUAUAAAAUACAGUAAAAAAAGAGAUCCUUAGCUCUGUCGUUUGCUUGUUUAUUGUUGGUUUGAUUUUUGUUGUUAGCUCUCCAGAGAACUGUAAAAUGCAUGAGCUGUGUGGCAGUCUCACCAUCUCCAUGUCAAAAGAAACCAUUCAUGAUAGACAAAUCAUCAACGUUCAUUACCUAUCAAAUAUGUAAAAGAUGUUUAUCCUUAAGUAUUAAUUGUACGUAAUCUGAAAAUACUGGGCUUUUGUCACUGCUGGUGAUGGUAAAAAGGAAGUGAACAUGCCUUUCCCUUCCCUUUGUGAGACCAUCAGUCGCCAAGGGGAGUCUCUGGGAAGCAGACAGGUAUUCCUAUGAAUUCCUGCUCCUACCUCUUCCCAAAGGAGCAAAGAACAUGAGGAGAAUGGCAGUAUAUAUAUCUAUAGAACAGUAAGUUCCAGCUAUUGAAGUCCACUCUGAGCAGCCCUGUCCCCAAAGGUGGAGAGCAAGAAGCCUCUCUUCUUGGGCACAGGAAAGCGCUGGCAUAAUAUUUGCUCAGUGAGCUUCCCACUGGCACGAGGUGCUGUAUUUGACUCGACAAAGAAAAUUCUAGCAGCUAGUGGUUAAAAUGCAUUCUGUCAGCGUUUUUGUAUGGUGGGGAAGCAAUUGUGCCUUUAAAGAACACACCUCUUGGUUUUCAGCACUGCGGAAAAAGCCACCUUUCACUCAACAAAAAAGGGGUCUGGUCUUUUUGUGCUAUUGAGUGUGUAGAGGUUGGAUUUAAAUUUUGUAGCCCAAGGCACAUAAACUGACAGAUACUUGUUUUCAAAGCAUGAAGGGCCUAAAUACUUUGAGACAUAAAAACUACCAAAUUGAAAAAAAAAACCCCAAAUUAAAAUGAAUCCUUUUGUGUUAGCAGUGCCCUUUGUAAUAAGAAAAUCUGAUGCUUGCUACUAGUCAUCCUGAUCUUGCAAAUAAAAAAAUUUAGCUAACUUUCAAGCUGUUUCCUAAGUUGUAGGAUUUAGAGGAAGAAAAACUGAAUUUAAAAGUUUAAAUGUCUUCCAGUACUAUUAUUUCAAUUUCCCUUUGUAGGAUGACAUCAUAGAUGUUAAACCAGGGUUUUGCAUGUUGCUUUUCUGACUGCCCUCAAUGUACUUGCUUAGUAAUUAAAAAGCAAAUCGUGUCAUCCCAA